AUGUCAUUGACUGACAACGUGACAAGUAAAGGGGCAGAGAAAGGGCAAGCAGUUCGUGGACAACGUCAAGCUGGAGGCCAGAAUUGGAAGAAGGGCCCGAAUGCGGCUCUAAAAAAUGCUAUUGCGACUCGCCUUCCUAUCAGAGUUAUCAGAGGGGACAAGUCGAAUUCAGAUUACGCGCCAAGGCCUGGCGGCACAUACAAGUAUCGCUAUGACGGAUUGUAUACUGUUGACGAGUGCUGGGAGGCCCCGGGGAAGGCUGGAUACAUGAUGUGUAUGUUCAAAUUGAAGGUACAUCUUACCAUCUUCUGUGAUUCUGAUCCUGACGCUUCCCAGCGAUACAACGACGGGAAAGUCACAUAUGCAAUCCCUAAGCGCACUGACCCGGCUUAA
Messenger RNA from Pleurotus ostreatus (oyster mushroom), 393 nucleotides. RefSeq lists its product as uncharacterized. Bases 1 to 393 code for a protein of 130 amino acids. The transcript is spliced from 6 exons. NCBI's taxonomy places the organism in Eukaryota, Fungi, Basidiomycota, Agaricomycetes, Agaricales, Pleurotaceae. Gene Ontology annotation, molecular function: ubiquitin protein ligase activity. Gene Ontology annotation, biological process: negative regulation of gene expression via chromosomal CpG island methylation; protein ubiquitination. The record is from RefSeq and is a predicted model, not a curated record.